This is a messenger RNA of Dovyalis caffra, 3954 nucleotides long. The record is from the annotation of a GenBank genome assembly. NCBI's taxonomy places the organism in Eukaryota, Viridiplantae, Streptophyta, Magnoliopsida, Malpighiales, Salicaceae.
AUGGAAGAAACCGCUGUAGUGCUUACGAUCAAAGAGCUAGUCCUCCGUUUUCAACCACUCACCGCUACUUCUUCUCUCAAAUCCAAAACAAAAUCAACUAACCAAAAACCCCAAUUCCAAACACCACCACCGCCUUCUACUUCCACUUCCACAAACCCUAACCCUAACUCUAAACCCAAAAUUCUGACUCCUCUGAACCACUCAGCGACCUUACUCGGAACUUUAACUCUCCCAACCGAAACCCUAAGUUGUCCGAACAGGAAUUGCUUUCGAUUCUCUGAUGAUUCAUCCACAAUCUGCUGUGAUAUUCUUGAUUUCAAUGUCAAUAUAAUCGGGAAGAGGAUUCGAGUUCUGGCUUGGAAUUUCGUUCCUUUGAAACAUUUCUGUGGUGGUGGAUUCUUAGAGAUUAUCAAAUGGAGUUUUGUAGAUUCAACUAGUAGUGUACUAUUUCGCAGUUCAAGUUCAUUAGAUUCAUUUCCAUUAGUUUCAGGUUCGCCCUCUAAUAAGGAAGACCAAUUGAAGGCACGUUAUAGCGUUAUGGGUCCAAUUGAAUCGAUAAGUCCUGUUUUCAUUGUUCCGUGUUCAAUUGGUGAUAGUAAAUCACAGAAUCUUCGGGGGUUUAUUGUACGAAUUAUGGUUUGUCAGUGUAAAUUGUGUAAUUCUACGGAAUCAAUUAUGUUUUUGCACAGGUUAGGUCAAGGAAAUGACCCUCAUUCUUUUAUAGAACCUUUUUUUGUGUAUUUUUGUGGUGCUUCGUGGUGUUGGCAUCCUGUGAUUACAAAGCUUGUAGGGAAUGCGAUUAUGCUAUCCGGGUUGAAAAAGAAGUUAGUUUUUAUAGGGAAAGAGGAGUCUCAAUUGAUGUUUGUGACUACGGAAUAUUCUAUUUUGCAUUUGCCAAGAGUGUUGAAGAAAUGGUUACCGUUUUCGAGAAAUGUUAUUGGGGGGAAUGGGGAAUGUGGUGUUUAUACUGGUGUUGUUAAAGGUGUGUAUAUGCAAGGGAUGGUCGUUGAGUUGGAUAAAGAAGUGUGGCUUUUAUUAACUGAUCAGCUUGUUACUGCACCACAUAGUCUCAGGGAGGGUGCGAUUAUAUUAGCGAUGAAUGUCCAUUUUGUUAAUCCAAAAUUUUCUUGGACUAAAAUUCUCAUACUUGGGGCCUGCUUCAAGAGCAGUAUCACUGUGGCGUCCUUCUCCCCAUUGGAAACAGGAUGCCAUAUAGUCUCACAGUCACAGAGUCAGCUGGGAAAGUUCAUCGAUUCCUUGACAUUUUCUGCCAGACUAUGGACACUACUUGUCGUUUCAUGCUUCCGAAAGAAGUUUGCUGGGAUUUUAUCUGAAAAGGAGAUUCUGGGAUCCAAGCAUUUUGGGGUACUGACAGAGUUUUGCAGGCAUGAUUCCUGUGGCUGUGGUAGCAAGCCAUAUCGUGGUAACCUAAAAUUGGUGGCACCCAUCUCAAUUUUCCUCGGUCAUUGUGAGAACAUGUGGAUGAGAACAGCAUUGAAGAACUGUCAUACUUCGCAUGACAAAUAUCACUUCAACUUUUUGUCACAUGAAAGGAGAUUUAAUUGUCGGCCAUUGAGGAUGAUUUUUUCAAGUGAAGAUAUAGGCAUCCUUUUGCUUGGAAAUCUGGAGAUCUCUCCAUCUUCUGGAAGGUUGCAGUUGGUUGAUGCAACUGGCAGCAUGGAUGUUCUAAUACCUGACCUUCCAUCCACUUGGAAGACCAGCAGCAUCUAUGAGGUUGUUAAAUAUAGUGUCAUUAUGGAAGGCCCGCCUAAAGUUAUGGAUUGUUUGGGAUUGCUCAACAGAACUUCAAAGUGGAAGAUUUCACUUAAUUUGGAUCUCACACAAAUAUCCUGUGCUACAGCAGGUGAUCCAGUGAUACCAAACAGGGACACUGUAUUUGUUGAGGCUAUUGUCCUGCCUUGGGACCUGUCUAUUGCAGGCAUAGAUCCAAUUGCACAUUCAGGUGAGAUUUCAAGGAAUUGGCUGAAUGAAACCUUGGGACAUUAUAUUGGCAAGAAUUACCAAGAACAUUUACCCAAUAAGAGGUGUAAAAUCGAUUGCACAUCAAGCCAGGAUUUUGUUUUAGAUUUGGUUGAUGAUCACAGCUAUGUUGGCAGUGAGCUGAGCACUUGCUCUGGUUCUCUUAGGGAAUCAACUGAGUGGAAAUGUCGAGAACUGAGCUCUACUCAUGAAAUUCCAUGUUUGGCCAUUGUUAGAAAUGCCAAAGGUCACAACUUGGUUAGUUCAGGGAAGUUGUGCUGCACAAAGUGCAAGGUAAAGAUUGGUGCUGAUCAUAAACCAAUUGGCAGGAAGAUAUUGGUGGAAUUCAGUGCUGACAUUUUAUCCAAGUAUCAGGACUGCAACAGUAUUGGCAGUGGUAAAAUUGACAUCUCUUCUGAAAUGCAUCUGUGGAGCCUCUCAUUCUCUUCUGAUGAUAUUGUUACAAAUGAUAAAUCAUUAGAUGAUGCUCCUCGCAAUGAUUCUUCUUUCAGCAAUGAAGAGGUUCUGAUGAGAGAUCAAGUUGAACUACUUCUCAAGAGGUCUACUGGAAAUUCUCCAGAAUGUUUUUCAGAUGUUCUGCUUCAUCUCUCUGCUGAUAUGAUGCAUCUUUUGGCACUGGAGCUUAGCAAAAUGAAAGAGGGCUUCAUGCCAGUUGUGAUGUCAGGAGAUGCUUUUAAUGGAUCUCCUCACAUUUUGACCAAAAUUUCUGCAUCUAAUAUGCCCUUUGCAUCAUCUUGUUCUAGUUGCCUUUCUCCUGAAGGAAAUUUAGUAUCUGUGCUUGGCAAUGUGGUUACAUUUCAUCGUUUAGACUCCAAUUUGGCCAAUGCUCAUUCAAGCUGUGACACCGUGAGUGACAUUCCUCACAUGGGAUGCUUUCAGCGGAUUCCAAGUAGUUAUUGUAUCCAUGUUUUAGUGGGCAAGCAAAUGGUGAGAAUUUUUGGGUCUCUGAGAAAACAUGCAUAUGCUGUUGGAUUUGGAGCGGGUGUGAAUGCCACAUUUCAUCGAGUUCUUAAAUUGAGUUACUGGUCUGAAAAGAGUGUAGAAUGUGGUAUGAAGCAAUGUAGGGUUCCUGAAAUAUCUAUUUUCACAAUCUAUGGUCAGGAAGUUCAGCUGGGUUCAAAUAGAUUGAUGCUGACUCCUGUUUCGUUUAUAGUGAUCAACUCCAUAAGUGUUGCAAAUGAGGUGUACCAUGAAAACUCUUCUGAUUUCUGGUUUGAUUUAUAUAAAUCAUCAGCUGCCUCUUUGGACAAACUUUCGUCUGUUAUGAUUUCAGAAUUCAUUAAAUGCACAGAGGGCAAGCCUGUUAAGUUCAAUUGCAGGGUUGUUGCUGUUCAUGUCCUGAUUCUGGAGAACAGAAAAUAUGAUUUACUAUCAAAAGUUCAAUCCAGGCAACAUUUUGUUGACAUUCCACUCGCAGCUUUUGUGUUGGAUGAUGGAUCUUCUUCAUGUUAUUGCUGGGCUAAUGCUGAAAGAGCCGCAACUUUGUUAAGGCUGCAUGAAGAACUUCCAAUGAGAGCAUUUGAAAGCAGUGGCUGCACAUUAAAGUGGGUGGGGACAGACAAGAGUUCCUGGAAAACCACUAUGGGUCAUCUUGCAAGGAUUUUAAAGAAGCAUAAGAGGAUUAUUGUGAAAAACCAUGGGUCAAUGGUAGAUUCUUCGUAUCAAGAUUUAACUGUUUCUGUCAGUUCAGAUGAUGACAUCAGCAGCUCAGAUGAGAACCUCGUGAAGUUCAUAAUUUUCCAUGCUUGCUUUGGAACAUUUUGGACUGUUACUGCCAGUGCAAUGGAGUUGAAUGCGGUUAAUCAGUUUGAAAAGGAGCACCUAAUGCAAAUGGAGAUGACCCUGCAAUCCAUGCAGAAUGUAUGGGCAAUGGAAGUUUGUUACACAGAUACCCUUACUGAAGCCUGGAAGAUGGUUCAAGAACAGCUAACUGUUCGUUCCUCUUACCACUAA